Salvia miltiorrhiza (redroot sage) is the source of this 2188-nucleotide messenger RNA. RefSeq lists its product as uncharacterized. The transcript has 4 exons. Bases 269 to 2188 code for a protein of 639 amino acids. The record is from RefSeq and is a predicted model, not a curated record. Lineage: Eukaryota; Viridiplantae; Streptophyta; Magnoliopsida; Lamiales; Lamiaceae.
GUUACCCAAAAAAAUCAUGCAUGUUACCAAGUGAAUUUUGCAACAACCGAUACAUAAAGGUCAAAAAUAUCUUUCUAAAAAAUUUGAUUCUCUUUUGAUAGACAUAAAGCCGAUACAAUCGGCUUCAAUCACAUUUUUUUCGAAGCUUUUAACACCACUAUAUUUACCUUCCUUCACUAGGGUUUUUUACUCACCACACAUAUCGGCUUCUUCACUUUUUUUUACCCACCGAGAGAGUUCAAAAUAUUGAAGCACGUCGUACUCAUCAAUGGCAUCUUCUUCACAGGCGAAUGUCCCAUAUCUUCGUCGCGACACUAUAGACCAGACGGAGGUUGCUAUCAGCACCUACUAUAGGGAUUCACAUUUUCCGGAGCUGGUUGAAACUUUAAAUGUGGUCGGCGAACAGUGCAAUUCAGAUUUAUUGGGAAGAUUUAGAGCAUCAUGUUUUGGGCAUUUCACUGAUUGGAGGCCCGGCGCGAAGAGCAAUAAAGCAUUACACCAGAUUGUAUCGAGGCAGAUUGUGUCAGAAGAAAAUGAGAUGUGCUUCUUUCUGUGCGGAGCACGAGUCAGAUUUUCCCCUGCGGACUACGCAUUAGUGACUGGGCUCAAUUUCGGGGGAUCGAGGUUCGAUGCGACAUUACAGCACGACUGCAGUCGCGUGGAGGCAUACCGACGAUUCUGCGGUACGCGAAGCAUGACCAUACAGUCGCUCAUCAAACGCGUGUGCGAUUUGGAUCGUCGAGUGGAUGAUGAGGAUGUGAGCCUGUACCUUCGUGCUGUCCUCGUGUGUGUGGCUCACACCCUUGUUCUUGGGUUGGAUGCGCGGGUACAACCGUGGCUUUGGGUUUUGGUGGAUGAUCUGGCUGCGUUUGAUAGAUUCCCCUGGGGCGCGUAUUCGUAUAAGAUGUUAUGCCAUUAUACGACAGAUGUAGGAACCGGCGAGAAAUAUCACUUCUACGGUCCUUCGUGGGCUUUAUAUGUCUGGGCAUUGGAGCGCGUCCCGGGCUUCAGACACAUGGUCGCAGCAUCUAGCGGUGAUCCGACAGCGCACCCUCGGUGUUUGAGAUGGACUUUCAGGGGUAAGCCGAAGCUUCACGGUCUGCGCGAUCUAUUCGAGGGACAGGGUGGUGUCAUGCCCCUGGAGCCCGAUGCUGACGAUCUGUCGAGUCACUACUUCAUAUCAGCGCUGACACCGGGCGAACUCUCGGUGAGCUUCAGGCCCCCCGACAACCCAUUAGCUCGGGGUGUCCAAUUUCCACAGGGCACCGAAGCCCGUGUUGUGGAGGAGCGCGGGGACGAGGAGGAUGUACCUAGACAGCCUCGUACGACUCGCAGUCACAGUGUCCGGGGCCCUGUGAGGGAUGCUCGACAGCACGAGCCGGCUCGUCAUUCAGUAGAUCCGGGCAAGCGCCCUGUGAGGGAUGCUCGACCCCACGAGCCGGCUCGUCAUUCAGUAGAUCCGGGCAAGCGCCCAGCGCCGCAUACUUCUUCAUCGUCGAGCAGAUCUCGGACUGUAUCCAGUCCCAGCGAGGGUGAGGUGGAUCGUAAGUGGGUGAAGAAGACGAUCCGUCAGGAGAUUAAGAAGGCCUUCGGCAAAUUCGUGGAGAAAUUGAAGAGCAAGGGCAAAAAGGAUAGGUGCAAGAAGAGCAAACAUUUCCGAGUGCCCGACUCCCCUGAUGAUGAUGACCAGCGACGGUCCCCUGAUGAUUACCAGCCACGGUCUCCUCCACAGCGACGGUCUCCUCCACCCAGUGCUUCAGGGCCCGACGCUUCAGGGCCAAGCGUUUCACGUUCCUGCGACGACGACCCCCGCGGUGAGGAACCACGCCAUCCAGAGACCCAGGAUUACAACGAGCAGUGGCGGGCCAUGAAUCAGUCUGUUCAGGGCGACUACACACCGGCGGAGCAGACUUUUGACUGGUCGACCCAGGUCUACCCUCAUUGGUCUUCCCCAUUCCUGAAGCCGCAGUAUAGAACAGAGACCCCGAUAUUCUUUGCUGAACCGCUCACUUCUAUUGCACCACAUGAGUGGGGACAGUCCAGUUCGGCAGGACAGGCUCAGACGGAGGAGCCUGAGCCACAGGCAGAGCAGCCACAGGUACUGCUGCUGCUGCAGCACCUAGAGCAGCCGCCGGCAGAGCAGCAGCCGCCAGCAGAGCCCCCGCGUCGCACGAUCGCCUUGGGUUAA